CUUAGUUGGGCCGAAAGACACAUUUGGAAACGGUAUAGUCCGGGAAGGAUCCAGUUAUAAACCGGAGCCGAGGAAUUGUUCAGUUGGAUGCUUGUUCAUUGUUUGUGAGACGAAAAACGAUUUCAUUUUUGAAUUUCUUCAGCGUUGGAGGCGAUGGCCAUGGGUAUGGCGGUAGAUACGGUAGGCGAGUUAGGCUUUCCGUACUGGACUCCUAUCCGACGAAGAUUUCCUCCCGAUUCGCCCUUCUUUGCAUCCGGAAAUGUCGAGCGCGAACUACUUGCUAAACAGGUUGCAUUGGACUUAACAGAAGAUGAAAUCAACCAUCUGCAGAAAAUCGUGGAAACCGAAACCAGAAGAAUCUCGUGUCCCAUUGUUGGCUGCCCUGAGCGCCUGAAAUCUCUGGACAAUUUUGAAGAUCACUAUAAGGCACGGCACACUGCGUCUUGUUCAGUAUGCUCAAGGGUCUACCCUACUUCUCGCGUACUAAGUAUCCACAUAUCCGAAGCACAUGACUCUUUCUUUCAAGCUAAAGUUGCUCGGGGUUAUGACAUGUACGAAUGCCUCGUGGAAGGGUGCGGAUUGAAGUUCAAGAACUACAAAGCCCGGCAUCGACACUUGAUUGACAAACACAAGUUCCCAACGACAUUCGAGUUUUUCAAGAAGACCCAACUCUCAAAGAAGCGAAGAGAGAAACUUCAGAGGCAACGUGUAUCAAAGCUGAAACAUGAAGGCGACAAUGAAGAAGUUUCGUCAGAUGCCAUGGAAGUGGAACACAAAGCCAGCAUGGACGGUCUUGUCUCUGCACUGUCCACGCUCACCACCUCAGACGCAACUCCGUCGAAUGUCAGCUUUGGUCGACGCCAUGGUCGUGGGCUGAACUUUGUUCCACGGUCUGUUCGUAGAGAAGAACGGACCACAUCUUCGUCUGCACCAGGGCCAACGACUUAGUCGUGGUCUCAUGGUUCGUCCUAAUCUGAGGUCUAAGAUGGUGAAGAAAAAUUUAUAUUUAUCCUCUACUCACAUUAACUACUGUGUCUUUUGAAGAAUGCAUCUAAGUAAAAAUCAACUAUAAUAAAUCCCCUUAUAUCGAUAACGAAUAUAACGGAUAGGAAAACACUUGUACGUCUUAAACGGCCUUUUUCCUUGUAGCCAAUCCUAUUCUAUACGAAAACAGAGUCUUCUUCUACUUAAACACCUUUUUUUUGGGCCAGAGACACCUUAUUAGAACUGCACCCCGUUUCUCAUUUUCAUAGCUAAACAUUGUACCGUUCUAAUGUUGAUAGACGGCAUGCUUUCUGCUGCACCAAGCUUUUCUGCUCAGGCAUUAAAAGGGACACUGCCAUGAUUUACAACUUUGUCGGGGAAAAAGAAGCUCCAAAAAAUUGAAAUCCCAAACACAAAUUAAAAUCAAAACAGCUUCUCAUUCAGGGAUCCUGCAAACUAGGGUUCGUCUCUCAGGUGACUCUAUCAAACCAAAGCUCUUGGAGAUGGAGAACAUGCGCAGCUUUUGGCAGCUAGGAGACGAGCUCCGAGGACAAUCGAAAGCCUCAGAGGAUCAGAAAUGGUUCAUGGCUGCAUCUAAGCUGGCUGACCAGACUAGAUCCAAGGGCGAACGCUCCAACAAUCUUGAUCUUACAAAGGGCCCAGUUGAUAUAAGGCCAAGGGAGAAGUACGGGUUUCAAGAGGAAAACAAGUUUGAGACUCUUAACUUCAUGUUCAAUGCUAAUGUUUUGGGGCAGAAGCACUUGUCUGGUGGCAAAUUUAGCUACAAUCAGUUCACAAGCAGAGAAGGCAACAAUGGUGGUAACAACUUUAACGGCACUCACAACAAUGACUCUAUGAACGUUGCUGCUGAUAAAAGGUUCAAGACCUUGCCUGCCUCGGAGUGUCUCCCAAAGAGUGAAGUGCUUGGUGGAUAUAUCUUUGUCUGUAACAACGACACAAUGCUGGAAGAUCUGAAGCGCCAGCUCUUUGGUUUGCCUCCGAGGUACAGGGACUCCGUUAGGACGAUAACACCAGGCCUGCCUCUGUUUCUCUACAACUACACAACUCAUCAGUUGCAUGGAAUUUUUGAGGCAACAACCUUUGGAGGUUCAAACAUCGACCCAACUGCUUGGGAGGACAAGAAAUGCAAAGGAGAAUCCAGAUUCCCUGCACAGGUGAGAAUUCGUGUAAGGAAGCUGUGCAAAGCUUUGGAAGAGGAUGCUUUCAGGCCGGUUUUGCACCACUAUGAUGGUCCCAAGUUUCGACUCGAGCUCACCAUCCCUGAGACGCUGGCUCUGCUGGAUCUAUGUGAACAAGCUGGUUCUCUCUAAGCUCAAAGCCUUGCAGAUCCCAUUUAUUAGCUAGGUGGCGAGUUGGUGUCUGUUGAUUCAAGGCUUCAAGUGUGUAUUUGUAUUUGUGCUUUCUACAUAUAAGUAGAAAUUAAGAAUGUAGCUCUGCAGAAUAAACCAUGAUUGUGAAAGAUUCAUGUGUGACAAAUGCGUUCAUAUAUAAUCAUGAAACUAGAAUGAUUCUCACAUCUCCUUGCGAAAAAAUAAUCUGUUAAUG
Molecule: messenger RNA, 2550 nt
Organism: Thlaspi arvense
Lineage: Eukaryota; Viridiplantae; Streptophyta; Magnoliopsida; Brassicales; Brassicaceae
Source: the annotation of a GenBank genome assembly